Arctia plantaginis is the source of this 2136-nucleotide messenger RNA. NCBI's taxonomy places the organism in Eukaryota, Metazoa, Arthropoda, Insecta, Lepidoptera, Erebidae. The record is from the annotation of a GenBank genome assembly.
AUGAGCUUCGAAGUGGAUCGGUACUCGUCUGCGUGGGCACAUAUCGCCCUGUGUGCGGAUCUCACAUGGGCUACAGAACCUCCCGAUGAUUUUAUUAUAGCUAACCAGCGUCUCUGGGCACAACAUUGUCGUGUCUCACAAGUACUACAGGACACAACAUCAGAAUCACAAAGUUUGCAAUCAAAUAAUCAAUGCGAAUUAUCCGAUAAUAAGCGAGCAAUAUCAAGCCAAAGCCAAGAAAAUGGAAGCAGUAGUGGCAGAAGAAGUGUAAAAGACGUUAUUCCAGAGUCAAGACUAGCACAAUUUUAUGGAAACUUUUAUUACGACGAAGUCAGAGAGAAAUGUUAUACAAAUACUAAUGAGAGAACAAACUUGCGAGGUUACAACGGCCAGGGCUGUGAGAACUCAGAUCUUACGGAAUGCUGGAUGUUGCCUGAGGUGGAGUACUGGUUCCGCAAGUUAGUAGACGAAUCGUCAGAACGCAGUAUGUUUCCUCGCCGACGUCGCCAGUACAGAAUGCUUCCCGACGAGGAUUUCGAGCGCUGGGGCCCGAGUGGGGGGCGGGCCGCGGGUGAAGAAGCGGCGCUGGCAGCGCGCGUGCUCAGCGUACGAGCCCUAUGGGCUCCGCCUGCUCAGACACGGGUUCCCCCAGCCAUAACGCCUCGAGCGCCCAGCCCUCCAUCAGUAUCAAGGAAGAUGCGCGCUAGGCGUCGGCAGCCCAGACGAUUGACGGCGCUUGCACCUCCCCCGCCGUCGUAUUGUCUGGAUGUACCCGCUCAACUCUUCUGCGAUCCUACGUGCAAGUUCCAGUUCGACCCACCGCGGCCCCCGCAAUUAACAGAAUGUCAACGAGCGAUGGGUCGGUUAUCAGCUAGUGUGCAAGCUGUAAUGCGUGCUUCAGCGGCGCGAUGUCCCCCGUACCGAGGCACUAACGUAAGUCGGUACGCGCCCACUGGCCAGCGACCGGCACGGUGCCCUGAACGGCGUUACGGUGUUUGGUGGCCAAAGGACCAUCCCUCUCUGCGCCUUGAUCACAAAUUUCAUCUCACACACAUCAACCAAACACCAACAACCUCAAGUCAAAAAGCUUUACCUCGAAUAGAACAAGAGGAAGAAAAGAAAGAAGACCAAUCUUCAGAAAAAGAAAGCAGUAGUACCAGCGAACAGAUCAUUGUUCCCGCAAUCGAACAACUACAGGCAUCGCAAGCUGAUAAACCCGAAAGUCCUAAAACUCAGGACAAAGUCGUAACAGAUGGCCAGCUACCGUCAACUAGUGCAGCCGCAAUGGAAACAGGAUUAAGGAAGAAGCGUCUAUACAGCACUGUGCUUAGUAUGAGCGCUCCGGCUCCUAUCGGCCUUAAUCCAGUGGUUAGAUUAGCUCAGAAACUUGUAACACCUGGCCUCCUCAAGCUUAGCCCCAAAAUGGUUCUUCCUGGAACGAGAGUCGGCCGGCCACCAAAUGUAGAUCAUAAAUUUGAGGAAUUAGAGAAAGAAGCGCUUGAACAGUAUAAAGCUUCAGAUGAAAGUAUAGAUACUAAGUUUCGAGAACUAGAAAAGCAAGCCGUUGAACAAUACAGUACAAGCAAUAGUAACACUAGUUGUAGUAGUGGAAACUCGGCAGAGAAACGCGUCUCCAGCUCUCCCUCGGAGAGCGACACAAAAAGUAAGCAGUCAGCAAAAUUUCAUAAGGAAAAACCGGUCGACAGCGUUGUGAUAUACUCCCAAAAUUUUCCCGAUUUGAACUCCAAGGGACAGACAUCCAGUGUCAUGAAUUUAAAAAACUUCCACACCCCCCCGAGGGGGGAAAAAAAGGAACAAACCCAUAGACCAAGUAAGAGCAUACGGAGUUUAAAGAACGAUUCACAGAGAGCUGCAUCUGACACGGAUUACGAAGCACGGGAUACUAACUUGAAGGGGAAUCACAAAGGUCCCAUGCGGUGGACACUGCAUGUGGUACCGCCUAAGAAGCGGCACUUAACGUUGUGCGUAUCGGACUUUUCAUCCGACGAAGACAUUGAGGAGGGGAGUGUGUCGAUGAAGGACGCAGGGCCGUGCAUCAAAAACCACGUGGCCGGCAAGGUGAAGAUGUCGGCACACGGAGGCGGAGACCUCCACCCGAUCAUGAGAAAAACGUAG